Molecule: messenger RNA, 531 nt
Organism: Cryptomeria japonica (Japanese cedar)
Lineage: Eukaryota; Viridiplantae; Streptophyta; Pinopsida; Cupressales; Cupressaceae
Exons: 1
Coding region: 1-531 (176 amino acids)
Molecular function (GO): nucleic acid binding; RNA-DNA hybrid ribonuclease activity
Source: RefSeq, a predicted model, not a curated record
AUGGACUGGGAUUGUAAGAUUAAGCUGGCUCUUCCAAACCUCUUCAUCCCUCCAAUCUUCGGACUGGGUACCCCGGUGGAUCAGAUCAAUCCAAGAGUGGGGGUGAAAUGGGAUGCGCCAAAGGUUGGGUGGUGCAAGGUAAACUUUGAUGGUGCGUCUAUAGGAAAUCCGGGUCAAAGUGGAGUUGAUUGUAUUCUGAGGGACUCUGAUGGUCUCUGUUUAAAAGAAAUCUCUGAAAAGAUUGGUGUGGCCACUAAUAAUGAAGUGGAAUUCAAAGCGGCUUUCAGAGGUCUUCAGUUAGGGAAGGAGCUAGGGGUGCAGAGAAUUCAUUUGAAGGGAGACUCAUUAAAUGUUAUUAAUGCGAUCUGCUGUGAUAGCAUCCCUAGUUGGCAUCUUAACCAAUGGCUUCAACCGAUCUUGGCACUGCUAGCUACCUUUGAGGAAUUUCGGGUUAGCCACAUUUACAGAGAAGGUAAUGGUGAAGCUGAUAGACUUUCUAAAUUGGCUAUAGCCAUAGGUGACCCCACCUGA